AUGGCAUAUUGGCAAUCAAACAUGACAUUCAAUGGCAUAUUAACAAUCAAACGUGACAUAUUGAAUGCAGCAACUUGGCCAGAAAGUUGGACUUUCAUCGACACUAUCAUAUCCGAGUUUGGUACCUAUGGCGAAGUUAAGGGAGUUUAUGCUGUAGAUGAGAGUGGAACUCAUGUUAUUGUCUCCUAUCAAGAGGAAAGUAGUACACAAGCAGCGCUGAAGGAAUUAGAUGGGCACCCAUGUUCCGAUCUUGGAGGUCGUUCGUUGCACAUUCGUUAUUCUGCACAAUCACUGGGCAAGUGUGACUUUGUACUACCUGUUAAGGGCAACGAUACUAAUGCAGUAUCAACAUCAGCUUCAGAUUUAAACAUUCCUGGUGUCUACUUAGUGCAUGACUUUGUCACUGCUAAAGAAGAGGAGGUUAAGGAUAAUCUUUGGAAUUACUUUCAGCGGUGGAUAGUCAGACAUGGUAACAUCUUGCCAAAAGAAGAGUUCAGCAUUACAGAUAAGGAAAGUUAA
This is a messenger RNA of Fraxinus pennsylvanica, 519 nucleotides long. NCBI's taxonomy places the organism in Eukaryota, Viridiplantae, Streptophyta, Magnoliopsida, Lamiales, Oleaceae. The record is from the annotation of a GenBank genome assembly.